Messenger RNA from Lobosporangium transversale, 866 nucleotides. RefSeq names its product PdxT/SNO family. Gene Ontology annotation, molecular function: glutaminase activity. The coding region runs from base 157 to 825 and encodes 222 amino acids. Gene Ontology annotation, cellular component: glutaminase complex; cytosol. The transcript has 2 exons. The record is from RefSeq and is a predicted model, not a curated record. NCBI's taxonomy places the organism in Eukaryota, Fungi, Mortierellomycota, Mortierellomycetes, Mortierellales, Mortierellaceae. Gene Ontology annotation, biological process: pyridoxal 5'-phosphate biosynthetic process; pyridoxine metabolic process.
UGCAACACUUGUCCAUUAAUCACUUCACAUUUCAAUUCUUAAUACUUCCUUCCUUCCUUCCUUUCAUUCAUUCCUUUCAUUCAUUCCUUUCAUUCAUUCCUUUCAUUCGUUCCAUUCACCUCAUUUCCUCUCCUUUACUUUGUGAUUCAAUUCAGCAUGACUCAGAAACAAGUAGAACACAAGAAGAUCAGAGUUGGAGUGUUAGCUCUCCAGGGUGCAUUCGCCGAGCAUAUAAUUCUCCUUAACACCCUUCCACAAGUCUCCGAAGCCGUUGCAGUACGGAACGCACAAGAGAUCAAUCAGGUGGAUGCCCUUGUUAUCCCAGGAGGUGAAUCUACAACGAUGGCCCUGAUUGCUGAGCGCUCUGGAUUCUGGCCCGCUCUUCAGGAGUAUGUGAGAAGCCGUCCUACAUGGGGUACCUGUGCUGGUAUGAUCCUCCUGUCUGAAUGUGUCACAUCUGGAGGAACUCUUAAGGGUGAUCAAAAGCUACUUGGAGGCCUUGGUAUUAGUAUCAAGCGCAAUGCCUUUGGGACGCAGAAGGAAAGUUUUGAGGCUGGACUUCAUGUUGAAGGUUUAGAGAAUGCAGAGAAAUUGUUUCCUGGUGUGUUUAUUCGAGCACCAGUGAUUGAUGAAAUUUUAGAGAAGGCAGAUGUCCAGAUCGUGGCAACGUUGCAGAGGGACUAUGGCAAGACGCCCAAGGGAACCAUUGUUGCUGUCAAGAGAGGACAUCUCCUUGGGACCGCUUUCCAUCCAGAAUUGACACACGAUAGUCGGAUGCAUCAAUUCUUUGUUCAGAUGGCGCAAGAAUGGAUUGCUUCGCAUUAAUAUCACCUUUCAAUUAAACAAUUAAAGCCAGCAAUAUAGAG